Balaenoptera acutorostrata (minke whale) is the source of this 1176-nucleotide messenger RNA. It is a transcript of the gene GSC2, whose product is annotated as goosecoid homeobox 2. Gene Ontology annotation, molecular function: DNA-binding transcription factor activity, RNA polymerase II-specific; RNA polymerase II cis-regulatory region sequence-specific DNA binding. NCBI's taxonomy places the organism in Eukaryota, Metazoa, Chordata, Mammalia, Artiodactyla, Balaenopteridae. The record is from RefSeq and is a predicted model, not a curated record. Gene Ontology annotation, cellular component: nucleus. The coding region runs from base 1 to 702 and encodes 233 amino acids. The transcript has 3 exons. Gene Ontology annotation, biological process: regulation of transcription by RNA polymerase II.
AUGCGGCGCCCGGCUCGGGGAUUACGGCGCGCCCCCCCGACGGAUAUAUUCCCGCGGCGGCGGCGGCGGCGGCGGCGGGCGGGAGGAAUGGCGGUGGCGCGGGGCGCGGCGGGCCGCAGGGGUCCCGGGCGGCCCUGCCCCUUCUCCAUCGAGCACAUCCUCUCCGGCCUGCCCGAGAGCAGCCCCCCGGCCCGGGCCGCCCGCCCGCCGCCGCCCGCCGGCCGCCAGAGCCCCGCGGAGCCGGGGCAGCCUGGGGCGCCCGAGGCCGUGCCCUGCGCCUGCUGCUGCUGCUGCGGCCCCCGCGCGGCGCCCCGCGGGUCCCCGGAGCCGGCCGCCGGCCUGGGCGCGCGGCUGCCGUGGCCGCUGAGGCUGGGGCCCGCGGCGCCCUUGCCCUUGGCCGCACCCACCGGGGGCUCCGGGGCGCCGCCCGACGCGGGCGGCCCUGGCCCACAGCGGCGCACGCGGCGCCACCGCACCAUCUUCAGCGAGGAGCAGCUGCAGGCGCUGGAAGCGCUCUUCGUGCAAAACCAGUACCCCGACGUGGGCACGCGCGAGCGCCUGGCCGGCCGCAUUCGCUUGCGCGAGGAGCGCGUGGAGGUCUGGUUCAAGAAUCGCCGGGCCAAGUGGCGACACCAGAAGCGCGCAUCGGCGUCCGCGAGGCUCCUGCCGGGAGCCAAGAAGCCCCCGAAGGAGAGCUGCUGACGGCUGCAGAGUUACUCCUGGGCUCGGUGGCACCCUCUGGGGCCGGCUCAGGGAGAGGACAGACCUACCCUAAUAGGAGUUGGGAGAGGACGCCAGCCUCUAACCUGGUGUCUGCCCAGUUGCCUGCGUCCUGGAGCUCAACGCGGGAGCCCCUCUGCGUGUGUCCCCGCGCCCCGCGCCACCCGCCCCGCGGAAGGAGAGCACACCGAUGCUCCGUGCUCCAUGCCCCUUCCCUUCCAAGGGCGAGUGGGCAGGAGGGCCGGGGAGACUCGGGGGUGGGAUGCGGGGCACAGAGCAGAUCAACUUCCUCAACCCCCCACCACACCCCAGGAGGCACCAAGCCACCCCAGGACAGGAGCCACCCCUUGUCAACAGUGACACCCAGCGUCCUCCUCCCCACCCACUUCCUGCUGGCCUCAGUCAUCUCAGCAGGGAUGCAGCCCCCUUGACUGGCCUAGAACCCUCCAGAGGCUG